This is a messenger RNA of Pseudocercospora fijiensis CIRAD86, 1469 nucleotides long. RefSeq lists its product as uncharacterized. Gene Ontology annotation, cellular component: membrane. Gene Ontology annotation, biological process: transmembrane transport. The record is from RefSeq and is a predicted model, not a curated record. NCBI's taxonomy places the organism in Eukaryota, Fungi, Ascomycota, Dothideomycetes, Mycosphaerellales, Mycosphaerellaceae. Gene Ontology annotation, molecular function: transmembrane transporter activity. Bases 1 to 1395 code for a protein of 464 amino acids. The transcript is spliced from 3 exons.
AUGUCGCCUUGGCACGAAAGAGGGUUCAUCUUCACCAUCUGCCUCUCCCAGCUCUUCUCUCUGGCAGCGCUAGCGCAGUCGUUCGCACCUUUGCUCCUGAUCGCCAAAGACUUUGGCGUCACCAAUCCUGGACAAAUGGCCUGGUUUACAGCAUCUUACAGCAUGACACUGGGCUCUUUCAUCCUUCCAGCAGGAAGACUUGGAGACAUGUAUGGGCACAAGAAGAUGUACCUAAUCGGCUGGAUCUGGUUCGCCGUCUCAUCCGCAAUUGCUGGUUUCUCUGGCCUCGUAGGUGGACACAUCAUGCUGAGUACCUGUCGUGGACUGCAAGGAAUCGCUCCUGCACUGCUUGUGCCUAACGGAAUUGCUCUGAUUGGACGAACCUUCCCCAUGGGACCUGAACGUGCUCGAGCAAUCGCCCUCUUUGGCGGCUGCGGUCCAGUUGGCAUGACGCUGGGAGUCGUCUUCUCCUCUCUAAUAGCGGAAGUUUCGUGGUGGCCUGCAUGUUUCUGGACUAUGGCAAUUGCUUGUGUAUUCGCUUUCGGGUUGUCUUGGUCGAUCAUACCAUCAAGUGAAGCUUGGCAAAAGCCAGCGAGUAUGACCGAGUUCGACUUCUGGGGAUCUCUGACAGGCGUAAGCGGCUUGAUGCUGCUCAACUUCGUUCUCAAUCAAGCUCCAAUCGACGGCUGGGACACGGCAUAUAUCCCAGUCACCCUGAUUCUCAGUCUCGUCUUGCUCGGGAUUUUCGCCUAUGUGGAACUAAAAGUAGCAAAGGCGCCAAUCGUACCUCUACAAGCCUUGGAUCGCAAAGCGGUACUGACGAUGGCUUGCAUCGGGUUUGGGUGGGCAUCGCAUGGCAUCUGGGCUUAUUAUCUCUACCUGUUCAUUAUGGUUAUUCAAGGCUAUCCACCUCUGAACGCCGCAUCAAAGUCAUGGCCGGUCGCGCCCAUUGGCUUUUGUGCUGCCAUUGCAGUGCCAUAUCUGCUGAAGAAGCUCAAAGUGCCCUGGCUCAUGACCAGUGCCAUGCUGGUCUUCGUAAUCAGUCCAGGUCUGCUGAUCUUUGCCGACCCAGCAGACCCGUUUCCGGUCCCGAUGAUCAUAUCGAUUCUCGUCGCGCCGCUGGCGAUGAACUGGAGCUUUCCAUCAGGCACAAUCUUGAUGUCCAACGCCCUACCGAAAGAGCAUCAGGGCAUCGGCGCGUCGUUGAUUAGCACGAUGGUGAACUACUCAAUAGCCACAGGCCUAGGCAUUGGGGGCUCGAUAGAUCGAUACACGAGUCACGGCUACACACCCUUGCACGGCUAUCACAACGUGUGGUGGCUCGGCGUUGCUUUCGGCGCUGCAGGCGUAGUGACAAGCCUUUAUUUUGUCUGGCAGUCGAGAACUCCCAAAUAACUUGAGCGCGCUGCAAAAUCCUUCACGCACGACGUAGAGAUAGAGCUUGAAAUGAGACCAUGUUGACAUGAUGC